This is a messenger RNA of Triplophysa rosa, 3073 nucleotides long. It is a transcript of the gene adhfe1, whose product is annotated as alcohol dehydrogenase iron containing 1. The transcript has 14 exons. The coding region runs from base 55 to 1470 and encodes 471 amino acids. Gene Ontology annotation, cellular component: mitochondrion. Gene Ontology annotation, molecular function: metal ion binding; alcohol dehydrogenase (NAD+) activity. The record is from RefSeq and is a predicted model, not a curated record. Lineage: Eukaryota; Metazoa; Chordata; Actinopteri; Cypriniformes; Nemacheilidae.
UUCAUACAGGGGUUGAGGGUUCAACGCGCCAUUGGAGUGGGUCGUGCAGAAAUCAUGGCAGGCGGAGAGAGAGUCGCUCACUUAAUGCGCCAGUUAGCGAGCGCGGCAUGCAGAUGUCCCGCUCAUUCUCAAGCGUAUUCAAACAUUCAUCGUCGAGUUUCUGCAGGUGAGCAUCAUACGUGUGACCGGAAAACGGACUACGCGUUUGAAAUGGCAUGUUCGAAUAUCAGAUAUGGGGCAGGAGUGACCAGAGAAAUUGGCAUGGAUUUGCAGAAUAUGGGGGCUCGUAACGUGUGUCUGAUGACGGACAGAAAUCUGGCCCGCCUGCCACCUGUCGUAGCAGUGCUGGAUUCAAUGACAACGCUUGGAGUGAAAUAUCAGAUCUUUGAGGAUGUGAGAGUAGAACCAACAGACAAAAGUUUUAAAGAAGCGAUUGCUUUUGCCAAAAAGGGACAUUUUGAUGCGUAUGUUGCUGUGGGAGGGGGCUCUGUGAUUGACACCUGUAAAGCCGCCAACCUGUAUGCAUCUCACCCAGACGCAGAAUUUCUGGACUUUGUAAAUGCACCAAUUGGAAAAGGAAAACCUAUUACAGGGACAUUGCAGCCCCUUAUCGCUGUUCCCACCACAGCUGGUACAGGCAGUGAAACCACAGGAGUGGCCAUCUUUGAUUUGGAAGACAUGAAGGCUAAAACUGGCAUAGCGAGUCGAGCAAUAAAGCCCACGUUGGGUAUGGUGGAUCCAUUGCACACUCUUCACAUGCCGUCCCGAGUGGCAGCUAACAGCGGGUUCGAUGUGCUCUGUCAUGCACUAGAGUCUUUUACUGCGUUGCCUUACAACCAAAGGAGUCCGUGCCCACCCAACCCCCUGAAUCGCCCUGCCUACCAGGGUAGUAAUCCAAUCAGUGAUGUAUGGGCAAGACACGCUCUCAAGAUUGUUGCCAAAUACUUGAAACGGGCGGUGCGUGACCCAGAAGAUGUGGAGGCUCGGUCCAGCAUGCACCUGGCCAGUGUGUUCGCAGGAAUUGGUUUUGGCAAUGCUGGAGUCCAUUUAUGUCAUGGAAUGUCAUACCCUAUUGCCGGGAAUGUCAAAACUCAUAGAGCCAAAGGCUACAAUGUAAACCAUCCUAUAGUGCCUCAUGGACUGUCUGUAGUUCUCACAUCUCCUGCUGUUUUUGCCUUUACUGCCAGCAUGUGCCCAGAGCGCCACCUGGAGGCAGCACAGAUACUAGGUCCUGAUGUGACUAACGUUAAGAAAGAAGACGCCGGCCGUUUAUUGGCUGACACUCUUAGAAUGUUUUUAUAUGACCUGGAUGUGGAGGACGGCUUGUCUGCCAUUGGCUACACUGAAGAGGACAUUCCAUCUUUAGUGAAGGGCACUAUCCCUCAGGAGAGGGUCACUAAACUGUCCCCUAGAGCUCACAGUGAAGAGGAUUUGUCUGAUCUGUUUGCUGCCUCCAUGAAGCUCUAUUGAGCAUCCUGAAGGACAUUAUAGCACUGAACUGAAAACACACUCACAGGUUUCUCAGAAGCGCAGACUCUAAUUAGCUGUGCUAAUUUUAUUAUGUAAGCAAAGACACUGAUUAGGGAUGCACCGAAUGUUCGGCCACCGAAUAUAUUCGGCCGAAAAUAGCAAAAAACGCAUGUUCGGUAUUCGGCCGAAUAUGUGAAAUGGCCGAAUAAUUUUACCGAACAUGACUCGAGAAACGAUCAACUAGCAACCAGCGCAGAGAGAGAGAGAGAGAGAGAGACGUGCGCUUUAUUAAUGCCGCAAACAUUUUGGCAGUGUGUGUGUGGAGCAUUUUAAGGUGUCAGAGAAAGACAAAGCACGGGACUUGCCGCACGGAAGUAAAUUUCCGAAUGAAAGCGUCUUUACCGGUCGGUAACUUGUGGCUAUUUCAGACGGGAGCGGGCUGUCUGACAGUAGCCCCGCCGCUCGCGACAUCCUUUGACAUCAUACAGUGGUCGCGCGCACACAGUUCCCUGUACUAAACAACUUGUCAAAGUAUGUUCUGUGCAUCCCGGCCACGAGUGCACCAGAGAACAGUCAGCUUUUGUGGGCGGAGUUUGCAGGAGAGACGUGAACUGAUAUGGUUGUCAGUCAGCAUCAGUCAGAAUAGCUUGCGUUCGAUGUUUUUUUUUCUUACAAUCAUUUUGCAACGUAGCCUAUAAUAAUCCAACAGUUUUAGUUUAUUCGUAUUUUUAGUUUAUAGGCCUAAUGUGGAAUGACACUUUUUAAUGAAGUGUUUUGUUGUAGGGGUACAGAGUAACUUACAUUACAUUCUUUUACCAGUCAGUUAUAGGCCUAAUUAAUAUAGGCUAUUAAAUUUUUUGUUUUAAUGUAUUUUGUUUUGCUCAAUUUUAUAUUAAGUUGUAUUGUAUUUUAUUGAAAAGCAAGACAAAUUUUUAAAAGCAAAUUUUGACUAUUCAGUUUGUGCAAUAGUGAAAAAAUAGCUUAAUAAAUAGAAGAAAUGCAAAAACCAUAUUCGGUGUUCGGUAUUAUUCGGCCUUCGGCCAAGUGUUUCACAUCAUGUUCGGCUUCGGCUUCGGCCAAGAAUGUUAGAUUCGGUGCAUCCCUAACACUGAUCUAAGUGCACUGACCUUUAAUCCGUUUAGUGUGACGUCAUGUUCACAACGAGACAAGCAUUGAGUUUUAAAUACAAUUCAGAAACUGUAUUGUCAGAUACUGUACUUUUAAAUGAUGCACAUGUUCUUGUGUUUCAUUCGAGAUUCAUCAGUACAGUAAGAAUAUGAUAUGCUGUAAACAAAAUGUACACUUGUGACUGAUCAGCACAAAUUUGGUUGAUUUGAAAUCUCAUUAAUCUGAUUAAGUCUAUUGACUAUAUUAGAUUUAGUCUGGUUUAAUUUUAAUCUAGUGCUCAACAUUAAAGUUUCUCCUUUGGUACUUUUCAAAUCCCUAUUUAAGCUUUCAUGUUCAAGUCAGGGUGCUGUGUUACUUGCAGACAACUGUUGUAAAAUUGUUAUCAGAAAUGGAAAAACUUGAGAUAAUUUUUCUUGGUAACAAUUUACAAUAAGGUUUUUAAUUUAGGUAUUUGUUUAUAUUAGUAAAUGCAUGA